Molecule: messenger RNA, 2103 nt
Organism: Necator americanus (New World hookworm)
Lineage: Eukaryota; Metazoa; Nematoda; Chromadorea; Rhabditida; Ancylostomatidae
Exons: 16
Coding region: 1-2103 (700 amino acids)
Molecular function (GO): acyltransferase activity, transferring groups other than amino-acyl groups
Source: RefSeq, a predicted model, not a curated record
AUGUUCCAUCAACUCCUAAUAUUUUCGAUCUUAUACUUCAAAGCGGUGAACACCGCAACAUCGCCGAACUCAUUCACGGAGAUUUUCGCCGCUGUCGAUAACUCCACCAAUGUGUCCGAGCAGUGCCUUAAGGAUGGAGCGGUUUUUGCGGAAAGUCUUAGCUUGGUUUUCACAACGCUCCAGAAAUGCCGAGAAAACAAUGGUUGUACGGAUGAGGAGAACAAGAUUCUCAAUGAGAAUAUGUUUGCAAUAAAACAGAUCGAUGCUUUUGGAAAGAUACCAGCCGGCCUACUGGAGAUGACCCUAAUCAGUUCCGGCUCCUACAGAGAGUGCAUGGAACUGGUUGCGCCUUAUCAAGUACAUUACUGCUACGCGGAAGCAGUUUCCGAAAAUAUGACCUCAACCACUCUGGUUACGGCAAGUUUUCGGAUUGCUGUUUGUAUGCCAAGGAGUUGUACGGAAGAGGAUAUCCCAAAACUCCUAAACUCACUUGACGUUCAAAGUCGUUUACCGUUGAAAUUUAUUCGUUCUAAUUGUGUUUCAACAAGCGUACGGCCCUCAACUGGUUUCUGGAUAUUUAUGAGUUUUAUGGCAAUUUUCAUCGCAUGGGCUAUAAUCGCGACCGUAAUCGAUUACGUAUUAAACGUCUACUAUAAAAAAAAGCCAGGAAAUAGCAUGGCUAUGCGAGUACUAUUAUCCUACUCGGUAUACACGAAUGGUUCGGCUAUCCUAGAAACAGGUCCAUAUAAGGAAGGAAAUAUUAAAUCACUUGCCUCAAUACGAUUUAUUUCGAUGACAUGGGUAGCCGCAGGGCAUACUCUGCUCCAGAAUGCAAAUAGCGAUACACUAUUACCGGUUUUCUCCAUAUGGAAUCCUUUCCUAUCCACCACAUUUAUGAACGCUUUUCUCUCUGUGGACACAUUUUUCUUGCUCUCUGGAAUUCUUGUCGCUUAUUUAUUCUUCAAAUCUAAACCAUCAAUGAGAUAUGUGAAGAAUCCAUUCACAUGGGUGAUGUUCUAUGUGCAUCGUUACCUCAGGCUUACUCCAGCUGUUAUGAUUUUUAUCGGAUUCUUUACGGUUAUGCUUCCACUUAUUAACGGACCAUUCACUGCAUCAGCUGCUGGCAUGUUAGGGAACAACACGGCUGCUGUUGAACUAUGCAAAAAGUAUUGGUGGCGUAAUAUGCUGUAUAUUAACAAUCUUUUCGGUAUGACUGCGGAAUGCUAUCCUAUCACAUGGUAUUUGGCUGUUGACACACAGCUUUACAUCGUAGCUCCAAUUUUUCUCGUCACUCUACUCAUACGACCAUUACUUGGUGCUGCUCUACUUGUCCUAGCUAGUGCUGUUAGUGUCGCAUAUGUUUAUGUGAUCACAUUUCGUGAUAACCUUCCCGCUUCUAUUAUGGGAGUAUUUGCACUGCCGCAUACUGAGGAAUUUUUCGAUGAGUUCUACCAAAAACCAUGGAAUCGUUGUACUCCGUAUCUGAUUGGAAUUGCUGCCGGGUAUCUUCUAGCGAUGGGAAAGAAGCCGAAAGUUCACUGGCUUGUCAUAUCAUCUGCAUGGGCUAUUGCUACCGCGGUAGCGUUAGCGUGCCUCUUCGGCCCGUAUCACUACAUAAAAGGAGACGAUAAUUGGAGUGAGUUCACACGAGCCUCCUACAACAAUUUCUCACGAAUUGGAUGGUCGCUGGCCGUAUCGUGGGUGAUUAUCGCGAACCACCUCGGUUGGGGAGGACCAGUUGCAACGUUUAUGGAUCAUCCGUUAUGGAAACCACUGGGUCGAUUGUCAUAUUGUGGAUAUAUUGUACACUUUUUUGUUAUCACCUAUAUAUUUAACAUAGAUGACAGGCCAUAUCAUUAUGUGUCGAUUUGGGGAACGUACGUCUAUCGAGUUAUUCCCGUUGUUGUGAUGUCCUAUGGAUUCGCAUUCGUUUGGAGUUGCCUCUUCGAGGUUCCCAUUGUGAAAUUAGAGAAGAUCCUCAUCGAAAAUAUCAUGCCUGCGAAGAAGGACGAAAAGCCAAAAUUCUAUGCUGACGGGAAAAAUCAUGAAAGAAUUUAUGCCUACGAAAUGCCACAGGACGGAAAUUAUCAAAUGAAACUGUAA